AAAUUUUAAAUGUUAUCAUCACGGGAUUCGAGGAGUACGGGAAGCGUUGGUCACCUAACUUUACACCCGUCGCUAAUAAUUACUCAUUCAAUAUUUGUAUUUUGUACAUUAAUAGUGACAACUGACAAUAUGAAUUGAUUCUGCAGUGAUUCAUAAUAAUAUACCAUAGACUUAUAAAUUUAACCAUAUUAUAUUUAUAUGUCCAUAUAACAUACCAAAUUAGUCUUUCGGUAAUUUUAUUUCUACGCUUUUUCGCUAAUUAUGAUGGACGAUGAUAUUCACACUUGGUGGGAGAUACCAAGUAUAGUACAUUUUUGUAAUACUCUUGCCCUUGUCGCUAAAGAUAUCAGUCAAAUAGACAUAAAUCAAUUUGAAAAUGCAGUUGAAGAGAAUUCAUGUAUGUUGACUGAUAUAGCAUUCCGAUUUUCAAAAGUGUGUGGUUAUUGGAAAUUUUAUCGAGACCCAAAUGAAUGGUGGAAUUAUAUGAAACGAAAAUUUUUGAGUAAAUGCACUAUUUACAACUUUAAAUAUUCACUUGAUUCAGCAACAUAUUUUGAUGAUUUAACACGAAAACAAAAAGUUGAAUUUCUUUACAUCUAUUGCAAUAUUAUUCUUGAUGUUAGGCAUAUUCAAAAUAAAAUCUACAAUAAUUCUGACAUAUGGCACAUGUUAAACAUAAAACCAUUAGGUUAUGACCAUAAUAAAUCAGUGUAUUGGUAUUUUGGUACCAAUAAAUUAUAUAGAGAAGACUUUGAUCACUCAUUUAUAAUGUCUACUGGCUUACCAGGAAAUCGAAAUCGCCUUAAAGUAAUGCCAUAUGAACCUUAUCCAUCAGGAGUUUUUGGCUCAGGAAAAUGGAAUACAAUAUGUGAUAAUAUCAACAGUUGGCAGUCAUUAGCUGAUAAUUUUAAAUACAGAACAAAUGUAAAUGUAAAAAAAUUACAUAAAGCAAUAUCUGAUAUUAUAAAAAAUCUUCCUGAAGUAAGGAGAAACAAAUUCCAUUAUAAGUACAUAAAACCUAAAAGGACUUAUGGAAGAACUCUUCAGUCUACGGGUGUCACGGAUGCUGAAAAAAAAUUGAUUUCAAAUUCUAAUGUUAUUCAGCAAAAACAAUACUCACAAAAUGUUAUAGAGAACCAAAAAAAACAUAAAUAUAAUUCAACGGUUUCUCAAAGGACUGAAGCAUCUAAUCUUAACAUACAAGACCAAAACCUAAAUAUUUCAUACUCUUCAAAUGUGUUUGACAAUGAUAUGAAUAAUGUAAAUGCUAAUGACUGUGAUCAAGAAAAUAAUCAUAAUUUAAAUGACUUAAAACGUAGAUUAAGAUCUUCAACAAAUGGAACUCUAACACCGCCAUUCAAAAAUUUAAAUUAUUACUCCUCUAAAACUUAAUUUAUCAGUUUAUCACUUUAAUAUAGUUUUACGUUUAUAAAAUUAAUAUAGUAAGA
Messenger RNA from Myzus persicae (green peach aphid), 1448 nucleotides. RefSeq names its product cat eye syndrome critical region protein 2-like. NCBI's taxonomy places the organism in Eukaryota, Metazoa, Arthropoda, Insecta, Hemiptera, Aphididae. The transcript is spliced from 5 exons. Gene Ontology annotation, biological process: regulation of DNA-templated transcription. Gene Ontology annotation, cellular component: RSF complex. The coding region runs from base 262 to 1392 and encodes 376 amino acids. The record is from RefSeq and is a predicted model, not a curated record.